UGUUACUUAGUCUGUCACUAAGAUCUAGACUCUAGAGGAAGAGUGUUGUUGGCGAUGGCUCUCUUGUUGGCGAUGGCUCUCUUGUUGGCCGCCCAGCUGGUGGCAGCGAGUGGUCUGCAGUGCGAAGCCAGCCCUGAGUUUCAGGAGCUGCAGCACAAGAUGGCGACUAUGGAGAAGCUCAUUCAGCCUCUGCAGAACAAGGUGAAUCUUCUGGAAAAUCAAUUGCAAGCUCUGGAGAAAAUAUCCAAAUCUGUACAGGAGAAAAAGGUGGGCUUCCAUGUUGUGAUGAGGCCCGCCAGCAUGUCUCUUGGGCUGACUUAUGGGGGAUUUGGUCCAUUCGGUGUCGAUCAAGUCCUCAAAUAUGGUCACGUGAUCACCAACGUUGGGGAUAACUACAGCCCACUCACAGGCAUGUUCACGGCCCCAGUGGAUGGGCUCUAUUUCUUCGCGUUCACCACCUGCGCUGACGGACUGGGCCAGGUGAUGGUGGGAGUGCAGCUCAUCAGGAACAACGAGGAAGUGUCAUUUGCGGCGCAGUUUAUGAAAUCGAAAGACGACUGGAUGUCCAACUCGGCAGCUUUGGUGCUCAAGCAAGGCGACCUGGUGUACGUGCGCCUUCCCAGAGGGUCCCAGGUCUCCAGCAGCAUGCGCCACAUGUCUAACACCUUCAGUGGCUUCCUCAUCCAUGAACUGUGAGGGGGGGGAGGGGGA
This is a messenger RNA of Clupea harengus (Atlantic herring), 711 nucleotides long. Its product is annotated as complement C1q-like protein 3. Gene Ontology annotation, molecular function: protein binding. The record is from RefSeq and is a predicted model, not a curated record. NCBI's taxonomy places the organism in Eukaryota, Metazoa, Chordata, Actinopteri, Clupeiformes, Clupeidae.